This is a messenger RNA of Humulus lupulus (European hop), 1572 nucleotides long. RefSeq lists its product as uncharacterized. The transcript has 3 exons. The coding region runs from base 609 to 1520 and encodes 303 amino acids. The record is from RefSeq and is a predicted model, not a curated record. Lineage: Eukaryota; Viridiplantae; Streptophyta; Magnoliopsida; Rosales; Cannabaceae. Gene Ontology annotation, molecular function: zinc ion binding.
CGACAUGGAGAUUGGAAAUGGAAUGUUAUGUGAGAAGAGUUUUAUUACCUAUUCAACAAGUCGUUUCUUGAAAACGUCGCAGUUGUUAUUAUUAUUAAUUAAACAUGAGCUACAUUGAAGUAAUCAUUAGCUAAAAGCUAAGUAUUUAUUCCUAAUUAAACCCUCACAAUCUGCUUAUCUUUUCUUCUCAAUACCCAAGAAAUUAUUAUUUAUUUUCUACAUUUUCCUUUAUUUUAAGCUCUGCAUUCUCGUGAAAGUUUUGAUUUUUUCACCUAACCCCUCAAACUCAAAGUGUUUCUGAACAUUCCGUACAAAUUUAUCUCAACCCAGUUUCUUGAAAAUGGGGUCAUGUAGCUGGAGAAAGUUGGAGAGGGAGAAGAUCCCAGAUCUGAAACUCUUCACUGUUUGACUUGUUUGAACAAAAAUCACAGCUUUGUUCUUUCUACUGAUUUGGAGCUCUUUUGCCUGGGACUCAACUGGUUGUACAAGUAAAAGUACAGGCUGCACUGUUGGUGGUGGGCAGUUUUUAGUCUGAAACUUGGGAAUUGAUCUUGAAACAGGCUGUGUUUUCGUAAAAUUUGGUAAUUUUUUCCUGGGUGGAGAAAAAGAUGGAUGUGGAGGAACUUGAUCAAAGGAAGGCUGAGAAUUCGACCAGUAUUGUUGAUGAAUCACUUGCUCAGACGGUUGUUUUGGUUAAAACAGAUGAAGCAAUCUGUCAUAGCAUGGAAAAUAAUGACUUAGAAUUAUUGGAUGAGGAAUCUAAAGGAGUGGUGGAUGCAACUGGUGAGGUAUCUGAUCGAGUUGAGCAAGGAACUAACAAUGUGAUUUCAACUGAUCUAGCUGAGGUAUUGGAUCAGAUUGAACAAGGAAUUAAUGACAACUCAUCUGAUUCAGCUGUUCAGGUUGCAGUUGUUGAGACCAGAAUUGUGAUCAAUCCCUCUGAGGCUGCUGCCUUUGCCUUUGUCAGUGAAGAUAGUCUGGCCUUGGGGUUGAAUGCCAAGGUUGAUGAGUUGGGGUUUAGUAAAGUAUCAGUGGAAGAGUCAAAGAGGAAAAUGCCUGAGGCUGAGAAACGUUCUUGUGUGAUUGAUAUAAACUGUGCAAGUGCCAAGAGUUGUGAAAAUUUGGAUGGUGAUAGUGUUUGUAGAAUCUGUCAUUUGACUUCUAAUCCAUCUCCAGAUAGAAGAACAGCAACUACUUCAACAACAGAUUUGAUUCAUCUUGGUUGCGAGUGUAAGGAAGACCUAGGCAUUGCACAUUAUCAAUGUGCUGAAGCUUGGUUUAAAAUAAAAGGCAACAGAAUGUGCGAAAUUUGUGGCGAGACUGCUAAGAAUGUUACUGGUGUUGGGGAUGUCGAGUUUAUCGACGACUGGAAUGAAAGAAGAUUAUAUAUGCAUAACGGUGCUGAUCCAUCGGAUAGGAGUGGAAGAUGUUGGCGGGGACAACCCUUCUGUAACUUCUUGAUGGCGUGCCUGGUAAUAGCUUUUGUUCUCCCAUGGUUCUUUCGGGUAAAUAUGUUCUAGUAAUUGGAUUGAGCAAACAAACAAAAAAGGUUUAUUUCCACCAUCAUGAUCA